Aedes albopictus (Asian tiger mosquito) is the source of this 793-nucleotide messenger RNA. Its product is annotated as angiopoietin-4. The transcript has 3 exons. NCBI's taxonomy places the organism in Eukaryota, Metazoa, Arthropoda, Insecta, Diptera, Culicidae. The record is from RefSeq and is a predicted model, not a curated record. Bases 30 to 752 code for a protein of 240 amino acids.
UACACUUGAAAACUUUUCCACGGUGAGCCAUGGGUAACUACUUCAAAACCCCGUACCUGCUGGCAUUGCUCGUUUCGGUAUCAAUUGCAAACGCCAGUCGAAUCUUUCGAUCCUGUAAUGAUGCGCCAUCGUCGGUAUCCGGAGUCUACGAUAUUCGUCCAAUCAACGCUACGCAAUCGUUCGAAGUGUACUGCGAACAGAGCUUCGGUGGUCGCUGGCUGGUGGUGCAAAACCGUUCCGAUGGGCAGGAGAACUUCAAUCGCAGCUGGGUGGAUUACAAAAGUGGAUUCGGCGUGAUUGGGAACGAAUUCUGGCUCGGACUGGAUAAAUUGCAUCAGAUUACGACCGCUGACGAGUACGAACUGCUGGUGUGGAUGGGAGACUUCAAAGACUUCGAAGCAUAUCAAAAGUACAAACUGUUUGCGGUGGCAAAUGAAGCGGAUAAUUAUCGGCUCGAGCUGGACGGCUGGCGAGAUGGGACGGCAGGGGAGUCUCAUUACGUGUAUCGCGAUCAGCAGUUCAGUACCUUCGACAGGGAUAACGAUAAGUCAAUGAUGAAUUGCGCGGUGGAGAUGGGCAGUGGGUACUGGCACUUCGACUGUGGAACCGGAAUCAAUAGACACAAUUUGAAUGGCAUUUACAGCGAUGAAGUUUUGCGCUGCGGCAGUGGUUUUUGGUGGGGUGGAUUCGGAGCCGAAGCAAACCCUCUCAAAUGGAGCAAAAUGAUGAUUCGGACACGCGUCGAGUAUUGAUGCGGAAAAAUAAGUAAGCGAGAAAUAAACUGCAUACUGAA